CAGAAGAAGAUUCUGUGAUGUCACUAGUGAGGCAGUCUGUGUGAUGUCAUCAACUAGACAUAUAUGUACAGAACACAAUUCUGCAUAUCUUUCAUUGCUUGCUAUAUAGCUGACCAGUUCAGACAUACUCAAAGCUCUUUCAAAUACCGUUCAGGUAAUUUAGAAACCGACUGAUUUUAGAGAACUAUUUAAGGGAAAAUGUUUCAUCAAAACCCAAGAUACCACAAUGGAAAGAUGGGACCCCAGAUGAGAAGGGGAUUCCAGCACAACUCCCAAGGCAGGUUCCCUCCUGUGCACCCGAAUGUUUUACACGAGGAAAUCCAAAGGCUGCGUGCUUUUUUGGAAAUGGAGAGAGCCCAAAGGUUUGAAGAUAACCAACGACUGGCCCACAUGGAAGAAGAGCUGGAAGAAACGAAACUCCAGUUAAAAAGGCAGAAAGCUAUCAAAGAAGUGUUCAUCAACAAGUCCAAAGAGUCAAAGAGGGAACUCGAGAGAGUAGAGAAGCUUAGUGAUCCAGCAGUUGUCAGCGCUGCAAUCCUUGCUUCCAAGGUGCACAACGAUAUGAGAUAUAAGAAUAAGAAGAUGCUGCAACAAGACUUUGUAGAUUUAAAGACGGCCCAUCUCCUCAGCCAGGAAGCAUUUUCGUCAGAAAUCCAGGCUGAAAAAGAGAAAGGUAAAGCCCUCCAAGAAGAACUGGACAAACUCCAGACUUCUUACGAGGAGCUUUGCUCUAAGUAUGAAGCUGACAUUGCUCUGGUGAGGCAGGAGGCUGAGAUACAAACGUUUUGUGAAGAGAGGAAUAGUGAGGUACAACAGCUCCUUGAAAAUCUAAGAGCUGAAAAGGAAGAUAUGUUUCAAAAAAUGUCAAAAGAGAUCAAAUUUCUGAAAAGCAGCGAAAAAAGUUUGCAGGACGAAUUGGACCAGGUCAAACGUUCAUAUGAAGAACUCGACGGGAAGUAUGAUAGAGAUGUUUCUGGACUUAAAGCCCAAGUAGAAACAUACAAGAAAGAGAUAGAUUGUGAAAGAGAAGCCAGUUCUGAGAGAGCGAAGAAAGACCUUGAGGAAAUCAACAAACUGAAAGCUGAGCAAGAUCAUCUCUAUGAAACAAUGACAGAAGAGUUCCAGACCCUGCAGCAGAAAUUCAACGGGCUCGCAAAACAUUUAAAAUCUAAUAUAGGCCAGUAUGAAGCAAGCCAUUCUUCACUUCAACAGCAGGUGGAAAAUCUUCAGAUGCAAAUAACUGAGGAGAAAAAAGUUCACUUGGAAGACUUGGCGCUACUCCACAACAUAAAAGCCAUGAAUGCCGUCCUCCAGGAAAACGCAGCAAAAGAUAUGAAAUUCCUGCAAGAAAAGGAAAGGGAUACGCAUACUGAGUUAGAGAAGAUUAAAGGUUUGUACAAGGAGCUGAAUUGUAGAUAUAAAACGGAUGUUGCUGCACUAACACAACAAGCAGAAAAAUAUCAACAAGUAAGUUGUGAGAGAAAUAUUAAAUUGGAAAGAGAAGAGGAGGAUCUUCAGUUUGCCAACUCUCUGGAAGAUGAGAAGGAAGAUCUACAACAAAAAACAUCACAAGAGUUUACAGAUUUUCAAGAGAAGGAGAAAGAUUCAGAGAGCCAACCUGACCAGGUUGAAGUUUUACAUCAAGAGGUUUCUUCUGAGGAGGAUUUCUCAGAAGAAACCUCAUCAGGUUGUUCCACGGAUUUGGAAUCCAUGGCAAAGACGGAGUUUGCUGUAGAAACCAUCCAGGAGAAUGUGGACAAUCCAGAUCCUAAAUCCAUGCAGGAUGGUAAAAGGAAAAAGCCAAAGCUUUCAGUUUGGAAAAAACUACGAAACAUUCUGUGUUUGAAGAAACCGAAAAAAGAAGGAAAAGAGUGA
Messenger RNA from Xiphophorus couchianus (Monterrey platyfish), 1875 nucleotides. Its product is annotated as spindle pole body component 110-like. Bases 199 to 1875 code for a protein of 558 amino acids. The record is from RefSeq and is a predicted model, not a curated record. The transcript has a single exon. NCBI's taxonomy places the organism in Eukaryota, Metazoa, Chordata, Actinopteri, Cyprinodontiformes, Poeciliidae.